GUUGAGAAACGAGCAUUAUGGGAAUAGUAGUCUUAUGCAAAGUUUAGCAACCGGCUAACUACCAACUUCUCAGCGGCGUUCUUGACAACUGUCGCCUACAACUUCAGUAUGCAACACGGGCUGUGUAUAGAUGGCGGAGAGCAAUGACUGAGGAGUUUGAUGAAGAUGUGGUAUUUGAGAACUCCCCUCUUUUCCAGUACCUGCAUGAUCUAGGGCACACAGACUUUGAGGCAUGUCCAACGGCAUCACAGGAGGACGAAUAUGGCGGAGACCUCACCCCUUCCGACGAAGAUCCACACAAAACUUCAGGCGGUCGCCUAUGGAGACUGGCUGAAGCGUUGUGGAGAUGGAGUCCGAAUCAGCAGGCUGCAUCUCGUAAGAUGGGCCAGCAGCUGGAUGGUGUAUUCGGCCAAUACUCGGUGAAGUGCAUUCUGGACCAGGAUGUGCUGCUGCAGGAGGAUGUGGAGCUCAUCGAGCUGUUGGACCCCAGUCUGCUGACCCUCAGCUCGUCUGCCUCCGGAUCAUCAAGCCGAGCGAGCACUCUGCCCCGACCCAGCCUCAUCGCCAAGCCCUCCCUACGGGACAUGGCGGGGCUGGUGGGCCUGGCUGUGGUGCUGCUGGGGCUCUGCUCCGUGUCUGGGGGCUUGUGGUCGCUGGCUGCGGCCCCGUGGGGCCUGGCUCUGCUGGGCUGGGGGGGGCUGAGGGGGGUCACGCUGUGGAGACAGGGCCGCAUGGAGAGAGCCGUCCACACGCGGGCCGCGCAGCUUCAAACUCUCGUCCACAACAGUAAGACUCUGACCGGGCUGUCCCGCAAAGCCCUGCGCCUGGUGCAGGAGACGGAGGUCAUCUCCAGAGGGUUCACCCUUUUGCUCGACAGGGUGAGUGCAGCCGGCUCCUUUAGCAGGGCGGGACCGGGGGUGGUGCCAAGAGGCCAGCAGCUGAUCGGACUGAGGAAGGCUCUGUACCGGGCCCUCCGCACCGCCUUCAGAGCCUCACGUAGAGCCACCUGUCACAUGCUCAAGGCGUUCCCUCUGAACUCUGAGAUUGAUAAUGUGACCAACUACGUGUCUGCGGUGCCUCUGAAGGAGCUGGGGCUCGGCCUGGGGAUCGAGCACCUGGGGGACGAGCAGGCCCAGGAGCUGACGGACGACUACAGCCUGCCGGCCCUGAAGAUGCUGUUCCAGCUGUGGGUGGGACAGAGCUCUGAAUGUUUCCGUCGCAUGGCUCUUCUCCUGUCACCCCGAAGAAUCGAGGAUCCAGAAGAGGGUACACCCAACGGAGACACAUCACCUUCUCCUCCUCCUCUUCCUCCUCCUGCCCCCCCGCUGCACCGCUCCAUUGUGGCGGUGACGGAGCCCCUCCAUCACGCUCUGGCCAGCUGCCUCUGCGAAGUGCAGCGCAGCUUUGACUUCCAUCGACACUUUGAGACACAGCUGAGGACACCGACGGGCUCCGACAAGACGGGGACAGUCAGGGAGAAAUGCAGAGAGCUCAACACCCUGCACACCUCCAUCAGAAGCCUACAGCUGCACCUCAAGGCCCUGCUCAGCGAAAUGAUCAUCCUGGAGGACGACCUGGAGAAGCUGAUGGUGUCCAAGGAACCGACAGAGUUGACAGUCGAGGGCUACCAGGACCUCAGCCACCGGCUGCACCACCUGCAGCCUCACAUGCAGGCCAGCAGUGGCUGCUGGGAGGACACCGUCUGCCAGGUGGAGCGCAUGCUCCGACGGGUCAACGCCUGUCCAGGUAAUGCUGAGGGUCCGGAGCAGUGUGGCCCCCCUGUAGCUGAGAUUCCUGCUCCUCCUCCAUCCUACCCGCUCAUCCUGGACAGAGACCCUGUGCCAGAAGAGCUGGAGUGGGAGGCCUACGUCACCGACUCAGACUCCGACGGUGAAGGCAGAAGCUCUUGGGUGGACAUCUUGUCACCGGAGGAGAAGGAGCGGCAGCGUCGGGAGAGGGAGGAGUCCCGCCGCGUCCUGUCGGAGCUCAAAUCUGUGCUGGGCUUCCGUGCUUCAGAGGGGGAGAGGAUGAAGAGGAAGCAGAUGCUCUUCAACGACCAAGCUGCUGUAACGCCUUCAGGUCGCACUGAGAGUUCAGAUCCUGUCACAGAGCCGGCAGACGCUCUGGGAUCUGUAGAAAGUGGCGAUGAAGAAGAAGAAAAAAACCACUUUUCAGAGUGCUCUGCAGGAAGUGAAGGAGAGGAAAGGGAGGAAGGAGAAGAUGGCAGGGUGGGGCCUGACCCGUCCGCAGAGCCACUGACGGAGUUCAGCUGUGGUCCGGAGAAGGAAGGGGAUUUGGGAGGGGCUUCAGUGUGCACGAGAGGAGGAGGAGGAGCGUCCGAGCUGCACCAAUACGACGGCCUGCUGGAGGGAGGGGAGGGCCACAACGGGCUGGACUGCUUCCUGGAGACGAAAGUCCCCGCUGUCUCCGUCAUGGACAGGCUGACGGAGCUCCAUGGCUCAGAGGCUCUGAGCUUCAGCUCCGCCCUCGCCGCUCAGGUGGCGGCGCGCUCGCAGACGCUCAUCGCCAUGAAGGAGCAGACAUUCGGAGACGACGAUGACGACGACGAGGAGGAUGAAGAGGAGAGCGACAGGCGAACCCCUGACAAGGACUUAAAUUAAAAAAAAUGCUGCUUUAUCCAAACACUGAGCAGAGACUGUAUUUAUGUCGGAUUGUCUUCUAUCGUGUUACAUUACUGUUUCUGGUGUGGAGGCAUUUCAAAUACUCCCCCAUCCGUCCAUUUUACUGUUCAUUACCCGCUGUUAAAACUCAGGUACAAGAACCACUAAUACGAAAUAAGAUCAUCCAGUGUCAGAAGACCAGAAUGUCUAGAUGGCUUGGUGCCAUCUUCGGUAGGUGUUGAAACAAAGAUGUAGGAACAAGAUUUUCUCCAUACCCGAAAAAAGGGUGUAAUAUUAGCCUCUUUGAGAGGAGAAAUCGUUUUAUUUGCUGGUUCAAAAGCAGUCCAAUCCUGUUGUUGGCAGGAGGCUUUGAAAGUCUGAGAUACAGUGGUACUUCUUUGUGUUCACACAGAACACAAAGUUUGAUGAAAAUCUACAAUGUAAAACUACUUUGUUACUUGAAAAGAUCUUAAACUCUGAAUUUAACUUAAUCUUGCCAACAAAAUGUAGUUACAGUCUCAAAAGUACUCAUAAACCCAUUUCAAACAAACUUUAAAACAAUGUUUUUUCAGGAUUGCAAUACUUGAUUUAAUGAACUUUCUACUCCUGCAGUUUGUACACUGAAUGUUUUUGUGUGAAGAAACACACAGUCCAGAAUUCAAGUUCAUGAAAACGACACAAGGAAGCAGCAGGAAGUUGAAGUUGGGCUGCACAAUAUGAGGGAAAUAUGCAAUCAUUUAGUUGAAUAUUCCAAUAAUUAUAUGAAUUCCUAUAAAUAAUAAUAAUUGACUUAACUGCUAAUACGCAACAAAUUACUUGUUGAAUUAAAAAAGAGAAGUAUGCAUUUUUGAAUAAAUUGAAGUCAAAGGAAAAGACACCAGUACAAAAAUAAUAGUGGUUGUAUUUUAAGGGCAGUUUUUUCCUGAUACUCUGUUUAAGCUAUGCAUAGAAAUCCCUGGGGGCAUUUCGCAUAUCGUCUUUACGGUGUGUUCAUCUCCCAAAUUGUCAGUAACAAUUAAAAAAAAAACCUAUAUAUUGUGCAGCCCUACUCUGCUGAACUUAAUUCUUAGUCAAAUCGGAAACAAUGCUUUCCAUGUAUUCACACUCCUUUUUUGAACACGCCACUAUUGUAUUGAACUAUUAAUGAAGACAAAAAGUGUUCAGUGUCUGUGUUUACAGGGCCAAGCUCGGAGGAUAGACUUGUUUUGACUUGAGACUUUAUGGACUGAACUCUGCUGCUGUGAGGCUUAAAUUAAAAUACCUGUGGGUAUAGUAAUAAAAAAGGAGGUUGAUUUUCUCAUGUGAGGGCAAUCUUAAACUUUGUUUCAUAUGAAGAGCCUGACAGCCCUGAUGUUUCCCUCCCCACUCCUCACCCUUCCUUGUCUUUCUUGUCACCAAGUCUGCCUUGUCCUGACCCUUCCCUCACCCUCUCCUCCUCUCUCUGGGUGAGGUCGACCCCCUCCUGCAUUUUCCGAAAUGAAAUAAAAUACCAUUCUGGAAGUGUU
Messenger RNA from Trematomus bernacchii (emerald rockcod), 4126 nucleotides. RefSeq names its product vezatin, adherens junctions transmembrane protein (gene vezt). The coding region runs from base 144 to 2621 and encodes 825 amino acids. The record is from RefSeq and is a predicted model, not a curated record. The transcript is spliced from 12 exons. Gene Ontology annotation, molecular function: myosin binding. Gene Ontology annotation, biological process: cell-cell adhesion. NCBI's taxonomy places the organism in Eukaryota, Metazoa, Chordata, Actinopteri, Perciformes, Nototheniidae. Gene Ontology annotation, cellular component: plasma membrane.